Messenger RNA from Cyclopterus lumpus (lumpfish), 1695 nucleotides. RefSeq lists its product as uncharacterized. The record is from RefSeq and is a predicted model, not a curated record. Lineage: Eukaryota; Metazoa; Chordata; Actinopteri; Perciformes; Cyclopteridae. Gene Ontology annotation, biological process: DNA integration. Gene Ontology annotation, molecular function: nucleic acid binding. The coding region runs from base 226 to 1659 and encodes 477 amino acids. The transcript has a single exon.
CAAACCUCUUGGUUCACUGGACCCUCCUUCCUGCUCCAGCCAUCUUCAGAGGAAACGCAAACAUGUGAGACAUUUGACCUAAUCGAACCUGAAAGAGACUCAGAAAUUCGAUCACAAAUCCAAACCUGUGCUACUUUCCUGGAAGAACCAAUACUAACCUCUGACCGCUUCCAACGCUUCUCCACCUUUGCCUCUCUACUAAGAGGAGUAGCAUUCCUGGUUCACAUGGCAAGAUCCUUCAAACACUCAAACCAAACCAGCAAAUGCAAAGGCUGGCACACAUGCAACUUAUCUCGUACUCCGGAGGAAAUGGACCAAGCAAGGAAUGUUAUCCUUAAAGCAGCACAAAGGAGAGGGUUUGCAAAAGACCUGACGGCUCUCAGAGUCAACAAAACGGUGUCCAAAAACAGUGCUUUGCUGAAACUCAGUCCAACCUUGGAGGACAACCUCAUCUGCGUUGGAGGCAGACUAAAGCACUCCAACCUCGCAACUGCAGUAAAGAACCCAAUAAUUCUGCCCAAGGAUAACCACAUCUCUCUACUUCUCACCCGACAUCACCAUGAGCGUGUGAAACAUCAGGGGCGUCACCUGACAGAAGGAGCGAUCAGAGCAGCAGGACUGUGGAUCUUGGGUGGCAAGAGAUUAAUCAAUUCAGUACUUCAUAAAUGCAUUAUCUGUCGCAGGCUAAGGGGAAAACUGGAAGAACAACGCAUGGCAGACCUGCCACCUGAACGUCUCAAAAUCUGUCCUCCUUUUACAUAUGUGGGGUUAGAUGUUUUUGGACCUUGGUCUGUCACAACCAGACGCACCAGGGGAGGACAUGCAGAGAGUAAGCGAUGGGCCAUCAUGUUUAGCUGUAUGAGUUCAAGGGCUGUACAUGUUGAGAUAAUCGAGUCGUUGGACACAUCCAGCUGCAUAAACGCUCUUCGGAGGUUCUUCGCAUUAAGAGGUCCUGUGAAACAGCUCCAAUCUGAUUGUGGUACCAACUUUAUUGGCGCAUGUAAAGAGCUUAGGAUGGACAAAAUGGUGCAGAAGUACGUCAGCGAGCAGGAGUGUAGCUGGGUAUUCAACCCACCACAUGCUUCUCAUAUGGGAGGUUCAUGGGAACGCAUGAUUGGCAUUGCCAGAAGGAUCCUCGAUUCAAUGUUCCUUCAGCAAAACAUUCGACUGACACAUGAAGUGCUUUGCACACUAAUGGCAGAGGUCACAGCCAUCAUUAAUGCACGACCUCUCGUACCUGUGUCUACGGAUCCUGACGCCCCCUUCAUACUCUCGCCGUCAAUGCUCCUUACACAAAAGACAGGAGUUCCACCUCCACUUGGAGACUUCUCGGACAUGGACCUGUACACAAAGCAGUGGAGACAAGUCCAGGCUCUUGCCAACCAGUUUUGGACCCGUUGGAGCCGUGAAUACUUACCUUCCUUACAACACAGACAGAAAUGGACAUUGGCCCGUAGAAACCUUCAAAUUGGAGAUCUCGUUCUGCUUAGGGACAAGCAGAAUUGCCGCAAUUGCUGGCCUAUGGCAAGGAUUAUCGCCACGUUCCCUGGAAAGGAUGGACAUGUAAGAAAGGUUGAGGUGAAGACAACUGACCAAGGCACUAUGAAGACCUUUCUUAGACCAAUUACGGAGAUUGUUCUACUUCUACCCAAGGACUGAUCAAGAAUGGAAUGUUUCUCUAUGCUGCAAGUUGUA